UUCUUCAUUGUACACGCAAACCAAAGUGAGGAUGAUGUUGGAUUAUUAAUUUUGAGAGUUUGUUGUUCAAUUAAAAAGGGUGUGUGUAAUUAAGCAUACGAUUUCAGUUAGUAUCAGAUUUGCAUUUACUUUAUAACAAUUACCCUACAAUAUUAUUCCAUUGGAAACACUUAAACUGCUCUCGUUACGUCGUCUUCAAGAAGGUUAAUCUCUUUAAAUUUUAUCUAGGCCUAGCCUAGGCCUACUAUAGGCCUCAUACACUACGUACGAUAGCCAAGCUCUAAAUUUUACUUUUUAGGCUACAGGAGUCGCAGUCUAGCACUAGUAAAGUGUUCUGAUGCGCCGUGGUACCGGUGAACCGGCCAGUUACUCUAGGCCUCCUGCUCAAACUGACAGAGACGUGUCUGAAAACAACCAGAGAAAAGGUAUGCAUUUCGUGAACAAUUCUCGGACACGUCCCAAGACUAGACCUCGUCCAAAAUCCAAUGAUAAAAACCUUUUAGUUAAUGUUCUUCGAUGGAAGCUACUUCGGUGCCUGAUCUUAUUGAUAGUUGUGUUUUGUAUAUUGUAUGGCAUUUUCGUAUAUACUGGACCCACCACUGGGAAAGACAUUCAUGGACAUGAUCGUUACCUGCCCAAUGAAGCCAUUAGCUUUGUACAUGGAGAUCAUAUGGAUGUUAUUCACAUAGAGCAUCGUGGAGGGCAAGUGGGUAACCAAGCCAAGUUACCACAGGCUCCUGGGUUCGUACCACCUCAAAAUCAAGAGCAAUUUGUCGGUAAGGGUUUACCACAGUCAAAUAAUUUGGGCCAGAAUCAACCAAAACAUGACAUCCAACAACCACCUGGUGAUGUUGCAAACCAGGGACAGAACUUGCUGCAGCAACCACCUAACGUGCCCCUAGUCCUGCCAGACAGCACAGGAACUGGUGAGUUCCCGUACCACGUCAUUCAAAGUCUGACCAACACCGAUAAAAGACCGCACUUGAAGACUCGCUUUGAGGAGUGCAUGAUAUCAAUACUGGACAAGUCCUCUGUCAAUCUUCAUUUCUUCUUUGUUGUGGAUAAGCCAAGUAAAGAGGCAAUUAUGAAUAUUAUGCAAGACAUAACAAAUAAGAGAAUUGCUAUUUCCAAAUUUCAGUUUAACUUUCUGGAUGUUGAUGAGCUUGCAAAAGAGCUUGCACCGAUGGUAUUGAUGCUGCAGGAGCAUGUCAGUGGAGGACAUCCCUACUACGGUGAUGCCAUAUUCUUUCUGUCAAUUGCCAUCCACCAGCAUGUCAUGCCAGAAUAUGUCCAUCGUCUUAUCAUGCUUGACACAGACCUCAUAUUCAAGAGUGACAUUAAACGGUUGUUUGACCACUUUGACCUCUUCAAAUCCAACAACAUCAUGGGAAUCGCCCACGAACAGCAGCCAGUAUAUCGUCACAUGUUCUCAUUGUACCGAUCGCAGAACCGUGGAACACUUGUUGGCGAUCCACCUCCAAAUGGUUUGACUGGUUUCAACAGUGGUGUCCUACUUUUAGAUUUGGAUCGUAUGCGUCGAAACACACUGUACCAUUCGUACUUAGAUGGGCCAACUACCAAGAAGUUGACAGAGAAAUAUCAUUUUAAAGGCCACCUGGGAGACCAAGAUUUCUUCACACUGCUUAGCCUUGAUCAUCCAGACUUUUUUCAUGUGUUGCCUUGUAGUUGGAACAGGCAACUUUGUGUCUGGUGGCGUGAUAAAGGCUACGCAGAUGUGUUUGAUCAGUAUUUCAGUUGUCCUGGUAAAAUUGAUAUUUAUCAUGGCAACUGCAACACUCCCAUUCCUAAAAUGCCUUAGUUAGAGUAAUGCAACAGUCGACUGCAAAUAGUACAGUAGUCAGUACAAGUAUAAUUUCAUAGUUAAAAAAAAAAUACCCAGCCAAUUACUAAAUUUAUUACUAUUAAAAUACAGAAAUCUAUAUUACCUUUAAUGUAGUUUGAUGGCAAUUUACAACAUUCCAAUUAAACACCAUUCCUAAUCUA
Anneissia japonica is the source of this 2004-nucleotide messenger RNA. RefSeq names its product xyloside xylosyltransferase 1-like. The record is from RefSeq and is a predicted model, not a curated record. The transcript is spliced from 2 exons. The coding region runs from base 338 to 1819 and encodes 493 amino acids. Gene Ontology annotation, molecular function: UDP-xylosyltransferase activity. Lineage: Eukaryota; Metazoa; Echinodermata; Crinoidea; Comatulida; Comatulidae.